UUAUAACAGGAUGGUAAAACCCCCAAACAGUGUGCCAAGGAAGGUCAUUGCAAAGAUUUCGUGAUUGCAUUUUAUGAAUGCAAAAGAUCAUUGUUGGACAACACCAAAAGAUUCAAAGGAAGAAAGGGGUAUUGACUCUCCCUAUAAAGAAACAGUGAAUGUGGGCAAUCUUGGAUGUCUUGGCACCUCAAGAUUAAAGGAAUGGAAGAAAGUACGAUGUGCCCACAAACUCUUUCCUUCUAUGGGAACUGUUUUGCUUUUUCAUGAAAUGUCUGAAGCUACUGAAUACUGGAAGUACUACAAUGAAGAUGGACAACUU
This is a messenger RNA of Pogona vitticeps (central bearded dragon), 319 nucleotides long. The record is from RefSeq and is a predicted model, not a curated record. Lineage: Eukaryota; Metazoa; Chordata; Lepidosauria; Squamata; Agamidae.